Lepus europaeus (European hare) is the source of this 1663-nucleotide messenger RNA. RefSeq names its product cytokine induced apoptosis inhibitor 1 (gene CIAPIN1). Bases 233 to 1168 code for a protein of 311 amino acids. The record is from RefSeq and is a predicted model, not a curated record. Gene Ontology annotation, biological process: iron-sulfur cluster assembly. NCBI's taxonomy places the organism in Eukaryota, Metazoa, Chordata, Mammalia, Lagomorpha, Leporidae. Gene Ontology annotation, cellular component: cytoplasm. The transcript is spliced from 10 exons. Gene Ontology annotation, molecular function: iron-sulfur cluster binding.
CCUCUCGCGAGCGGCGCGAGGCGCGGAGCCGGUGGCCGCGGAGAAGCCCGGAGCGAGCUCGGGCGGCAGGUGGAAGCUGUGCUUUGCGCCCCUGUCAUGAGCUCCCGUGGUCUUUCUAACCAUCCUAUCCCCCCUGCGUGAGCGUGGCGAAGACCUCCUAAGCCAGAACUCUGCCCAGACGUUAGAAUGCCAGGUCCACACUGCCGGGUUUAGGUCCAUCAGCACUGCAGAAAUGGCGGAAUUUGGGAUCUCAGCUGGCCAGGCUGUGGCGGUGGUCUGGGAUAAGUCGUCCCCCGUGGAGGCUCUGAAAGAGCUGGUGGACAAGCUUCACGUGUUAACUGGCAGCGAGGGCCAAGUGUCCGUGGAGAACGUCAACCAGCUGUUGCAGUCUGCCCACAAGGAGUCCAGCUUUGACGUGGUCUUGUCGGGCGUAGUCCCGGGCAGCAGCAUGCUACACAGUGCUGAGGUUUUGGCCGAGAUGGCGCGGAUCCUUCGGCCUGGGGGAUGUCUCUUCCUGAAAGAGCCAGUGGAGACGGCUGUGGUUAACAACGGCAAGGUGAGGACAGCGUCUAAACUGUGUUCGGCCCUGACUCUCUCCGGUCUCGUGGAAGUAAAAGAGCUGCAGCGUGAGUCCCUGAGCCCCGAGGAGGCACAGUGCGUCCAAGAGCACCUGGGUUACACGAGUGACGGCCUGCUCUCCGUGCAGAUCACGGGCAAAAAGCCGGACUUUGAAGUGGGUUCUUCCAGUCAGCUUAGGCUUUCCUCCGCCAAGAAGCCUUCGCAGGCGAAGCCUGCUGUGGACCCUGCCGUGGCCAAGCUCUGGACCCUCUCGGCCAACGACAUGGAUGACGAGAGCACGGAUCUCAUCGACUCCGACGAGCUGCUGGACGCGGAAGAUCUGAGGAAGCCAGACCCAGCUUCCCUGAGGGCUGCCUCCUGUGGGGAAGGGAAGAAGAGGAAGGCCUGCAAGAACUGCACCUGCGGCCUUGCGGAAGAACUGGAGAAGGAGAAGUCGGCACAGCAGAAGAGCUCCCAGCCCAAGUCGGCCUGCGGGAACUGCUACCUGGGCGAUGCCUUCCGCUGUGCCAGCUGCCCCUACCUCGGGAUGCCAGCCUUCAAGCCUGGGGAGAAAGUGCUCCUGAGCGCCAGCAACCUUCACGACGCCUAGGGGCCCCUCCGGCCGACUCCCGCCCCUCCGAGGCCGCCCCGGCUGCGCCCCCUCUCCGUUUGCAAUCCGUUUGCCGGAAGGUGCUUAGCAGACAGGGCUGCUGGCUGGGGCGCAAUGGUGCGCAGUGCUGCUAUGGAUCCAAAGACCAAGGACUGUGGGGCCUGCUGAACCCACGCGGGGGCCUGUUGCCCCUAGUGUGAGGAGAAACAGAAGCCCCUCUCCAGCUGCUAACACGCUGACCAGAGCCCCCUGAAUCUACAGCCUGCGGGGAGGUCCAGGCUGCUGCCCCGCACCCCUCAGGGCCUGGCAGCCUCGGGCUGGUGUCUCUUGUCUUCGGGGCACCGCAGGAGCCGUCACUCGCCGGUUGCUGUGACCCCGUCCCGUCCAGCGUCCCUCUGUCCCUUCCCACCACCCCAUUUGACUAUAGUGUUAGAUCUGUGUCCUGUUUCAUUUCUGUUAACCUACAGGUAUUAAACCCGCAGACUUCUACGAUCA